GACGCGUUCCUUUACGCACAUACACGAACAAAAAAAAUGUAAAAAAUAAAUUAAAACUCGUGUUUAAUCGGAAUUAAAUUACCAAAAACAUAAAUAAACUUAAUAAUAGUGCUCAAAGUGAUAAUAUAACAAAACGUGUGAAAUGUUUUAACAAAUUAUGAAAUUUGUGUGUGGAAUAAACAGUUUACUGACGUGCAUUCUGAGUAGUAAUGAAACGUUCUUGAAUGAAAUAUUUUUUUAUUUUUAGGACAUAGUAAAUUAUAUUUCAAUUAUGGACAUUAUUUGUAAAAUAAUUCGUAUUUAAUGGAAUAAGAACAAACCUACUAUUAUAAUUAGUGGAUACAAAAUUAAUGAUAUGUCAUUGCUUUGUUUGAAGAGCAGGAAGUUUACGCCAAAAAGUGCGACUGCGCACUGGCCAAAUUAGUAGUGUGAAAGAAAAUGGCGAUCAGCGAAAGGCGUCCGGAGUUAACGUGAUGAAAAACAUUGUUAAAAGCUCAAUUACAUAGUGUUAUAGUUAUUAAUUGUGUCAGAUGUAGAUUAAUUAAGUGUUAAUGAAUAGUGAUUGUGUAUAAAAAUGGCUGCGAAUAUGUACAGAGUCGGCGACUGCGUCUAUUUCGAGACGUCGUCGACGUCUCCGUACCAGAUCCGACGGAUAGAAGAGCUGAACAAGACGCCGUCUGGGAACGUGGAAGCAAAAGUCAUGUGCUUCUACAGGCGGCGAGACCUUCCAAAUCCCCUUAUACAGUUAGCUGAUAAGCAUCAAAUGGCCCAGUCGGAAGACUCACCAAUCGCGAUGAAACUCAAGAAAAUAUGCCUUAAAACGCCGGUCGGCGAAGAACAAGCAGCACAAGCAGUUCUCGACCCUGCGCUAGCGGCGAUGGAGGAGGAAUCUAGCGAGUUGCCAGGCACGGACGGCCUGGCGCCCAAACAGCGACACCAGGCGAAACACCGGGAGCUGUUCUUAUCUCGGCACGUGGAAACAUUGCCGGCAACACACAUACGCGGCAAGUGCACCGUCACGUUGCUCAACGAGACGGAGUCGCUGCUCAGCUAUCUCAAUAAGGAUGACGCAUUUUUUUAUUGUUUAGUAUUUGAUCCUUCACAAAAGACUUUAUUAGCAGAUAAGGGAGAAAUCAGAGUUGGAAGUAGAUAUCAGACUGAAGUAACUAAUUUAUUAAAAGAUGGCGAGGAGGACGUCCGCAACAGUGAGGAGUUGGAGACGCUGGUGUGGACGCCGGAGCACGGGCUGACGGACCGACAGAUCGACCAGUUCCUGGUGGUGUCGCGCUCCGUCGGCACCUUCGCGCGCGCCCUGGACUGCUCCUCCUCCGUCAAGCAACCUUCGCUGCACAUGUCCGCCGCCGCAGCCAGCCGAGACAUCACACUCUUCCACGCGAUGGAUACCCUGCACAAAUCAGGCUACAGCAUAGAGUCUGCUCUGUCCUCGCUAGUGCCCGCAUCGGGCCCAGUACUCUGUCGCGACGAGAUGGAAGAGUGGUCUGCCUCCGAGGCCAAUCUCUUCGAGGAGGCGCUUGACAAGUACGGCAAGGACUUCGCUGAUAUACGGCAGGACUUUUUGCCAUGGAAGACGCUAAAGAACCUUGUAGAGUACUACUACAUGUGGAAGACGACGGACCGCUACGUUCAACAGAAACGCGUCAAGGCGGUGGAGGCCGAGUCCAAGUUGAAACAAGUGUACAUUCCCAACUACAACAAGCCGAACCCGGCCCUGAUAACUAGCAACAGUAGCAGCGGCAAGGCGCCCGCCGUCCUCAACGGAGGCACCAACGGCACCGCCACCGUCACCGCCGCGCAACUCUGCGCCUCCUGCCAAGUGACAAAUUCUAACCAGUGGUACACAUGGGGACCGCAGCAUUUACAAUACAGACUAUGCGGCUCAUGCUGGCAAUACUGGAAAAAGUAUGGAGGUCUCAAGACCGCUGGAGUUUUCGGCGAGACCGAAGUAGAAGCCGCGAAAGGUCCUCGCGGUGAGGGCGAAGACACCGCACUGUCUGUGUCUCAUCGCCCACAUCGUUGUACUGUUCUUAAUUGCGCUAAGGAGUUCAAAUUGCGCGCGCACCUGGCUCGGCACGUGGCGACAGCGCACGGCAGCGGCGAGGGCGCGCGGCCCGUCAUGAAGACGCGCGCCGCCUUCUACCUGCGCGCCUCGCCCUUCACGCGCCUCGCUCGCCGCCUCACGCGCGCGCUGCGCCGCCCGCGCCACUACGCGCGCUCGCCCUUCUCGCCCAUCAACCUGACGCAGGUGAAGCACGAGUGCAGCGCCGCCAUGGCGGGGCUCGGCGCCGCCGAGCUGCGCGCGGCCGGCGCUGCGGCGGGCGCGGCCCGCGUCCGCGGCCCCGUGGGCGCCGUGGCGGCGCGCCUGGCCGCGGCCCGCGGCACGCCGCCGGCCACGGGCCGCCACGACUGGCUGACGCUGACGCCGCGCGACGCCAUGCCGCACCCGCCACACGUCGCCUUCCCCAAGCCGCCUAAGGCGCCCGAUGGCAGCCUGAUGUAUGAACGUGUAUUGUCACGCGCUGAAAUAGAAGCCCGCCGUGCGGAAGCUGCGCCGGCGCAACCUCUAAAACGACGCGCCUACGAUGACAUAAAUGGCCUCGACAGAGGCGCGCGCGAGGGCGGCGAGUGCGCGGCGCCGCCGCCGGCCAAGCGGCCCAACAAGCACCCGGCGCCCAUGCAGCGGCCCUCCCGCGAGCAGUACGCCGCCAUGUGUGCGCGCGCGCAGGCCACCGGACAGCCGCUGCCCGCGCACGUCUUCACGCACGUGAACGGCAAGCCGACCAACAUUAGCGGUAGAGGCGGCCGCAGACACGUCAUCUCCUGGAUGGACGCGCCAGACGACCUCUACUUCCGAGCGAAUGAGACCGCCAAAGUGGCGCGACGCAGCCUGUCGUGCGGUGAGCUGCGACGUGGCGCACGCGCUCCGUGGCGAGCGUUGCGCGGGGGCGCCGCCGCCCCCGCACCCCUACACCAUGGAGGCGCUGCUCGGCUGAGCGCGCCCGCUGUAUAUUCGCGCUGUACAUACCCCGCGAGGCCGUCGCCGUCGCCGCCGCCGCCGCCGGGGACCGAACGAAGAUUGUAUUUUUGGUAAUCGAAUCGCCGAGGACGGAUUCUGUAGAUAAUAUUUUAAACUAUAUUGUUCUUAUGUGGUUUGAUCUGGCGUCGAGCAAAAUAAUGUAUUUGAUACAUAAAACGAUAUGUAAGUCUAAUUCAUUCGGAGAUUCAUUGUAGGAUAAUUUACAAUUUUUUUCAUAAAUAAAGCACAAAUUGAAAUA
Molecule: messenger RNA, 3293 nt
Organism: Spodoptera frugiperda (fall armyworm)
Lineage: Eukaryota; Metazoa; Arthropoda; Insecta; Lepidoptera; Noctuidae
Gene: MTA1-like
Product: metastasis-associated protein MTA3
Biological process (GO): negative regulation of transcription by RNA polymerase II
Cellular component (GO): nucleoplasm; NuRD complex
Molecular function (GO): transcription coactivator activity; chromatin binding; transcription corepressor activity
Source: RefSeq, a predicted model, not a curated record